UCCAAACGGUUUCGCGCAGUUGUCAACAAGUAUCAGCAUGUAGCGCUCGAACAAUUGUUUAAAAAUCGAAGAAAGAUCAACUAGGCGCUUGAGAUCACUCUAAAUAUUUUCGGUCGACUCUCUGAGAGAUGGAGACCCCGGAGACCGAGGUCGAAACCCCCCUCGAGGAUCAGGUGACGGAUACUUCCGUCAAUUCGAGGUUGGAACAGUCGCAGGACUCCCAGGAGGAGAAUGACAGUGAACCGAGGGAAAAAUUGUUAAAACUACCUGUUGGAAGGGUCAAACACAUUGUCAAGUCUGAUCCAGACGUCAGUUUGGUUAAUCAGGAGGCGAUUUUCCUCAUCACAAAGUCUGCGGAAUUAUUUAUUGAUUCAUUAUCAAAGGAGGCUUACAAAUACACCUCCCAAGCGAAAAAGAAAACAGUUCAAAAGAAGGAUUUGGACCAGGCGAUUGAUCACGUCGAUUCCCUAGCCUUUCUCGAAGGGAUGCUGGAGCAGAUGAUGUAAAUUCCCUACUAAAAAAUUAACCCAAGAAUAAAUAUUUUUUAUCGCCAAA
Diachasma alloeum is the source of this 555-nucleotide messenger RNA. RefSeq names its product DNA polymerase epsilon subunit 4 (gene PolE4). Gene Ontology annotation, molecular function: protein heterodimerization activity. Lineage: Eukaryota; Metazoa; Arthropoda; Insecta; Hymenoptera; Braconidae. The record is from RefSeq and is a predicted model, not a curated record. Gene Ontology annotation, cellular component: epsilon DNA polymerase complex; nucleus. Bases 129 to 506 code for a protein of 125 amino acids. The transcript has 2 exons.